Molecule: messenger RNA, 389 nt
Organism: Heterotrigona itama
Lineage: Eukaryota; Metazoa; Arthropoda; Insecta; Hymenoptera; Apidae
Source: the annotation of a GenBank genome assembly
UACAUUUCAAAAUAUUAGAAUUUGGAUAUAUGACAACCUUCAUGCUAUGAUUCAAGUUUUUAAUCAAAAUCGUUUUUCGCUUAAUGCACAGGCAAGAAUUAUUGAAGAAAAUAUUAUUGCUUUUUUUAUUUGCUCAAUUUAGCUACUCUAAAUUAUCUGCGUCUCGUUGGAUUAUUUUUCAUAACUUAACUCAGAUGAACUAUAUCACUUCAUCAUUCAGUCAAUGUGAAAUUUAUUUCAUGUGCAAUGGGAAACCAUCGCAUUUCGUUAGAUUUGUGAGUGAAUUUUUGAAUCGGAAAUGUUUGAAAUAUUCCUCCCAUCGAUGGAUAGAGCGCAGACUUGUAUCGUAUUUUUGGCCGUCAUUCUCCAGGCCUGUCGAUCUCUUUUUC